Messenger RNA from Pipra filicauda (Wire-tailed manakin), 3167 nucleotides. It is a transcript of the gene DMGDH, whose product is annotated as dimethylglycine dehydrogenase. Gene Ontology annotation, molecular function: oxidoreductase activity; protein binding. Gene Ontology annotation, cellular component: mitochondrion. The coding region runs from base 17 to 2608 and encodes 863 amino acids. Lineage: Eukaryota; Metazoa; Chordata; Aves; Passeriformes; Pipridae. The record is from RefSeq and is a predicted model, not a curated record. The transcript has 16 exons.
ACUGGUUGUGUGCGGGAUGAGCGCGGUGCUGCGGGGAGCCCUGCGACGGCUGCAGCCCCCGCGCCGGCCCAGCCCCCUCGGCGCGGCGGCCCUGAGGCCCCUCGGCACCCAGGGGUGGAAAAAAACCUCAUCUCCUUCCUUGGGGAAAGACAGAGCAGACACAGUGAUCAUUGGAGGUGGUUGUGUUGGUGUGAGUCUAGCCUAUCACUUGGCUAAAGCUGGCUUGAAGGAUGUUGUUCUGCUAGAAAAAUCUGAGCUCACUGCAGGAUCUACCUGGCAUGCAGCUGGCUUAACUACUUAUUUUCACCCUGGAAUAAACCUGAAGAAAAUCCAUGCUUACAGCAUCAAGCUCUAUGAGAAACUGGAAGAAGAGACUGGGCAGUCUGUGGGAUUUCAUCAGCCUGGCAGUAUCAGAAUUGCUUCAACCCCUACUAGGGUGGAUGAAUUCAAAUACCAAAUGACUCGUGCUGGUUGGCACCCAACGGAGCAGUACCUAAUCACGCCUGAGAAAGUACAAGAGCUAUUUCCCUUAUUGAACAUGGAUAAGGUUUUAGCUGGCCUGUAUAACCCUGGAGAUGGUCAUAUCGAUCCGUAUUCUCUCACUAUGGCUUUGGCUGCAGGAGCCAGAAAAUAUGGUGCCCAGUUAAAUUAUCCCAUCCAAGUGACUGAUCUUAACUCCCGAUCAGAUGGGACAUGGGAAGUUGAAACUCCACUUGGAAUAAUUCGAGCAAAGAGAAUUGUGAAUACUGCAGGCUUCUGGGCACGUGAUAUAGGCAAGAUGAUUGACCUACCACACCCUCUCAUACCUGUUCAUCAUCAGUAUGUUGUGACAUCAACUAUCCCUGAAGUGAAAGCCCUAAAAACAGAAUUGCCUGUGAUUCGUGACUUAGAAGGAUCAUAUUAUCUAAGGCAAGAAAGAGAUGGUCUUUUAUUUGGUCCAUAUGAAAGCGAGGAGAAAAUGAAGCUGCAGGAUUCAUGGGUAACAAAUGGAGUCCCACCAGGUUUUGGAAAAGAACUUUUCGAGUCUGAUUUAGACAGAAUAAUGGAGCAUAUUGAGGCUGCUAUGGAAAUGGUCCCCGUUUUGAGAAAAGCAGACAUCGUAAACACAAUUGCAGGUCCUAUCACCUAUUCUCCAGACAUUCUUCCUAUGGUGGGACCACAUCAGGGUGUCAGAAAUUACUGGGUAGCUAUUGGUUUCGGGUAUGGCAUUAUACAUGCUGGUGGCAUAGGAAAGUACCUCAGUGACUGGAUCCUUGAGGGGGAACCUCCAUUUGACCUGAUAGAAUUAGAUCCGAACCGCUACGGAAAGUGGACCACCACAGAAUACACAGCAGCUAAAGCAAGAGAAUCUUACGGUUUUAAUAACAUUGUUGGUUACCCUAAAGAAGAAAGAUUUGCUGGGAGACCAACAGAGAGAAUCAGUGGGCUAUAUCAUUUGCUAAAGUCAAGAUGUUCAAUGGGCUUUCAUGCAGGAUGGGAGCAACCUCAUUGGUUCUACAAACCUGGAGAUGAGACUGGAUACAAACCCAGCUUUCGGCGCACAAAUUGGUUUGACCCUGUGGGUCGUGAGUAUAAACAGGUCAUGGAAAAAGUUGGUGUGAUUGACCUGUCGCCAUUUGGCAAGUUUAGAGUAAAAGGCACAGAUUCUGUUAAGCUGCUGGAUCAUCUAUUUGCAAAUGCUGUUCCAAAGGUGGGUUCCACAAAUAUAAGCCAUAUGUUAACGCCAAGAGGAAAAGUUUAUGCUGAGCUAACCGUUUCUCAACUGUAUCCUGGAGAAUUCAUGCUUGUAACUGGGUCAGGGUCAGAACUCCAUGAUCUGAGAUGGAUAGAAGAGAAAGUAACAACAGGUGGAUACAAAGUUGAAAUAGAAAACAUGACAGAUGAGAUGGGGGUACUUGGUGUAGCUGGUCCAUAUGCACGAGAAGUCCUCCAGAAGUUGACAAAUGAGGAUCUGAGUCAUGCUUCCUUUAAGUUUCUCCAGUGUAAACAUCUGAAACUUUCCAAUAUUGCUGUUAUUGCUAUUAGGAUAUCAUACACAGGUGAAUUGGGCUGGGAGCUGUAUCAUAGAAAAGAAGAUUCUGUAGCUCUUUACAGUGCAAUCAUGGAAGCUGGCCAGAAAGAGGGAAUUGAUGACUUUGGAACAUAUGCUCUGAAUGCUUUAAGGCUGGAAAAGGGUUUCCGAGCCUGGGGGGCAGAGAUGAACUGUGACACUAAUCCCUUGGAAGCUGGACUGGAACAUUUUGUAAAGCUAAACAAGCCAGCAGACUUUAUAGGAAAGCAAGCACUGAAGCAGAUUAAAGAAAAAGGGCUCAAACGACGACUGGUAUAUCUCACCCUGGAAACAGAUAAUAUUGAUCCAGAGGGAAAUGAAAGUGUGUGGCACAAUGGCAAGGUUAUUGGCAAUACCACAUCUGGAUGUUUCAGUUAUGGUGCUCAGCAGAGUCUAGCUUUUGCAUAUGUUCCCACAGAACUCAGCAAAGUUGGACAGAAAUUGGAAGUUGAACUUUUAGGUAAAAAUUAUCCAGCAACCAUUAUACAAGAGCCACUGGUGCUAACUGAACCAACAAGAAUACGCCUUCAGAGAAAGGAUGAAAGUCCCAAAAUAUAAACUCAGAUGAGUAUACAGCAAAUCAUGCAAUAGGAAAUAGUGCUAUUAAUAUGGAUGAAAUUAAGAGAAUUGAACUACUGAGAUUUGCUAAUUACUAAGCACAAGAUCCUCAUUGCCAUACAUCAGUGAGAAAUUCAGUGGUCUUACGCUCCUACUUCCUUGUGUGGGCUGUUCACAGUAGAGACCUGAGCAGAGCUGAUGAACCAGUAGCAUUUGUGAGCAGAAGCACUUACUUCCCAGUAGCACUUGUGAGCAGAAAGUGGAAGGAAUGAGUAGGUCAUUGAUUCAGCUUGCUCUGACACUGGCUGGCAGAUCUGCAUUAAUGCAUACAACAAAGGUGCUCUUGAUACUGCCCAAUAGCAAUUUCCUCCUCCUCCUUGACACUCAACAGUUCCGCCUUUGCCUGCCCUCAGGGUAAAGUAGCUUACUCUGGCUUCUUUACUACACGAAUAGCAAACUCAUCAUUAAAAUCGUAUCGCUGGUUCUCAGGAUGCUUCAUAAGGAAUUGAAAUACAUUUCAUUAACCAUUAAAAAUAAUAAAGGCGUUAUUAAAGGCAAA